AUGGUUGUAAAAGGUUACUUUAACGUUCAAAAAUUAACUUUUGCCAUUUGUGGUAUUGAUACGGAAGCCAGCAAAUCGGAACGUAUAAUCAAGCGCCCACAUCUCUGUUAUGUUCCAUUAUUUUUUGCCAUAACCCAUGUUACGGCCAUAGUCCACUACGCUUAUGUUAAUCGUCACGAUUAUGUUGAAGUAACCGAUUCUCUGGCGCUCUCGUGUCAAUCACUAUUGGCUAUAGUGAAAACGAUAAUAUUUAUCGCAAAGCGUGAGCAAUUUGUAAGCAUGAUACGUGAAGUGCAUUCGGGAAAUUUCAGGGCCGGUAACGAGGAAUUGCCAAUGAUACGUUCGGAAAAUUUUAAGGAUGUUACCUUCUGCACCAUAUACUUUAGAGUAGUUUCUUUUGCUGCUUUCACCGCUUUUUCAAGUCCAAUUUUGGAAGCUAUAUAUUUUUAUGUCACAACUGGAAAGUUGAUUUUACGUGUACCUUAUAAGGCGAGUUACUUUUGGCCUCACUCAAAAUUGCCUGGUUACUCCCUGGUAUAUCUUUGGAAUAUACUCAGCAUCUACAAUCUCUUUGGCAUAACAUUGGCCAUCGAUACACUAUUCACGUGGUUGGUCAGUAAUAUUUCGGCUCAAUUCCACAUACUCUGUUUUCGUUUUAAAAACACCGCCGAUACAUAUAGUAAUGGCAAAGCCAGAGAUUCAUUGAAAUUCUUGAAAAACAUUAAGUCAUGCAUACAAUUUCACAAUCAAACUCUUGAGCUGACUGAGAAAUUAAAUCAAGUUUAUGGUGAAAUUAUUUUCAUUAAAUUCAUCAUUUCCUGUUCGGAAAUAUGUUGUUUGGUUUUUCGCUUAAGUCGUCCCAGUGAAUCAAUGGCGGCAGCAGCAUAUCAGUGUUUGUUUCUCAUAACAGUGGCAAUGCAAUUGAUUUUGUAUUGCUACAAUGGUCAGAGGAUAAGAGAUGAGAGUUUGCAAGUGACGCCGGAAAUCUAUUUUGCAUUUGACUGGACUCAUUUACCAAAAUCAUGUAAAAAAUUACUUUUAGUGCCCAUGAUGCGCUCACAAAAAAGUAGUCAAUUAAAAGCAGUACUUUUUAUCGUGGACUUGAGUUUAUUUCUAUGGGUCUUUAAAACGGCAGGAUCUUUAAUAACAGCACUGAAGACUUUAGAUGAAAAUCAAGAUUAGAAGUGGAGAAAUGGAGUGUUAUUUUAUUAAAUCUAUUGACUAGACGAAGGAAUAAUUAAUUGACAAGGCC
Molecule: messenger RNA, 1252 nt
Organism: Lucilia sericata (common green bottle fly)
Lineage: Eukaryota; Metazoa; Arthropoda; Insecta; Diptera; Calliphoridae
Product: odorant receptor 45a-like
Exons: 6
Coding region: 1-1182 (393 amino acids)
Biological process (GO): sensory perception of smell; detection of chemical stimulus involved in sensory perception of smell
Cellular component (GO): plasma membrane
Molecular function (GO): olfactory receptor activity; odorant binding
Source: RefSeq, a predicted model, not a curated record